AUGUCGUUUCUAGGAUAUAAAAGUAUCAUUGAAGAGGGCGAUCUUGUGCUUGCUUUCAUUGGAAGGGACAGCAUCAAACCAAUCAACGUUAAGGCUGGUGAGAUCUUGAAUACCAGAUAUGGAGCCUUUCCACAUGACAUAAUGAUUGGAUCCAAGUACGGUGCGCAGGUCUCCGGCUCAAAAGGUUUUGGGUUCAUUCAUUUACUGUAUCCUACGCCGGAACUGUGGUCCAUUUCGCUUCCUCACAGAACACAGAUUGUGUAUACUCCAGACUCUUCCUAUAUUGUUCAAAGACUGGGUAUCACUGCCGGGUCUAGAGUUAUCGAAGCAGGUACGGGUUCAGGGUCUUUCAGUCAUGCCCUGGCUAGAACAGUUAAUGAAACCGGUAAGCUAUUCACAUAUGAGUUCCACGAAUCCAGAUAUCUCGAAGCUAAAAAAGAGUUCGAGGAUCACCACCUGCCAAAUUUCAUCAUAACCCACAGAGACGUUUGUGAGAACGGUUUUGAUAUAAUUCAGAACGAUGAGACUGUCGACGUAUCUGCUGAUUCCGUGUUUUUGGACUUGCCUUCUCCAUGGACGGCCAUACCGCGUCUCAAGAGCGUUGUUGCAAAAGGGAAGCGUAUAGGUAUAUGCUGUUUUUCUCCUUGUAUCGAACAAGUUUUGAAGACAGUGGAAGCCCUAGAAGCAGAGGGCUGGACCGGGAUUGAGAUGGUGGAAGUUGCUGGUCGUAAAUGGGAAGCUAGAAAGGACAUGGUUAGAACACUAGAUGACGCUUUGGACCGGUUGCGCGAUGUCAAACGCAGACAAUUGGAGGGUAUUGAAAAGGUCAAGCUCAUUAGGGCUCAGAGGGACAAUACUCCGGUGGAGUCUGCUGAUGUGGAGGUCUCUUCAGGAUCAAAAAGAGAAGCAACCGAAGAGGCUGAUUCAGAGGAACCCAUCAGCAAGAAAGCCAGGGGUUUCAAUCCUUGGGGAAGAGGAAUCAGAGUGAGAGAGGGAGACGAGGCAUAUCAAUGGUUCAAUGUUACGCGGGGUGAAGGUGAAGUAAAGAGUCAUACCUCGUAUUUGACUUUUGCCCAUUAUCUGAACUUUGAUGAUGAAUAG
Kuraishia capsulata CBS 1993 is the source of this 1101-nucleotide messenger RNA. RefSeq lists its product as uncharacterized. Gene Ontology annotation, biological process: tRNA methylation. Bases 1 to 1101 code for a protein of 366 amino acids. Gene Ontology annotation, cellular component: tRNA (m1A) methyltransferase complex; nucleus. NCBI's taxonomy places the organism in Eukaryota, Fungi, Ascomycota, Pichiomycetes, Pichiales, Pichiaceae. The transcript has a single exon. The record is from RefSeq and is a predicted model, not a curated record.